Molecule: messenger RNA, 1002 nt
Organism: Torulaspora globosa
Lineage: Eukaryota; Fungi; Ascomycota; Saccharomycetes; Saccharomycetales; Saccharomycetaceae
Product: transaldolase
Exons: 1
Coding region: 1-1002 (333 amino acids)
Biological process (GO): pentose-phosphate shunt; carbohydrate metabolic process; pentose-phosphate shunt, non-oxidative branch
Cellular component (GO): cytoplasm; intracellular anatomical structure
Molecular function (GO): transaldolase activity
Source: RefSeq, a predicted model, not a curated record
AUGGCUCAACCUGCUCAGAAGAAACAAAAACUUUCCUCUUUGGACCAAUUGAAGGCUAGUGGUACUGUUGUGGUUGCCGACACUGGUGAUUUUGAAUCCAUCGCUAAGUUUACUCCUCAGGAUUCUACCACUAACCCUUCUUUGAUCUUGGCUGCCGCCAAGAAGGAGGGCUACGCCAAGUUGAUCGAUGUCGCUGUCGCGUACGGUAAGGAGCACGGCAAGACCACCGAGGAGAAGGUCGAAAACGCCGUCGACAGACUCUUGGUCGAGUUCGGUAAGGAGAUCCUGAAGAUCGUUCCAGGUAGAGUGUCGACCGAGGUUGACGCCAGAUUGUCGUUCGACAAGGAGGCUACCGUGAAAAAGGCGUUGCACAUCAUCGAUCUUUACAAGUCUGUCGGUAUCGACAAGGAAAGAGUGCUGAUCAAGAUCGCUUCCACUUGGGAAGGUAUUCAAGCCGCUCAGGAGUUGGAAAAGGAACACGGCAUCCACGUCAACUUAACGUUGUUGUUCUCCUUCCCUCAAGCCGUUGCUGCUGCCGAGGCUAACGUCACGUUGAUCUCUCCAUUCGUUGGUAGAAUCAUGGACUUUUUCAAGGCCAAGACCGGAAAGACUUACUCUGGCGAAGAGGACCCAGGUGUUAAGUCUGUGAGAAGAAUCUACAACUACUACAAGAAGCACGGUUACAAGACCAUCGUCAUGGGUGCCUCUUUCAGAAACACCGCGGAAAUCAGAGCCUUGGCCGGUGUCGACUUUUUGACUAUCUCUCCAAACCUCUUGGAUGAAUUGUACAACAGCACCGAGGCGGUUCCAAAGGUCUUGGAUCCCGAAUCCGCAAAGGAACAAGGCGAGGACAAGGUUUCCUUCAUCAACAACGAGUCCGCCUUCAGAUUCGAAUUGAACGAGGACGACAUGGCCACCGAAAAGUUGGCUGACGGUAUCAGAAAGUUCUCUGCCGACAUUGUCACCUUGUUCGACUUGAUCGAAAAGAAGAUCGUCGCCUGA